AAGAGAAAACACUCGGUUUUGGUUCAUGCUCUUUUCGACGAAGAGGUCCUCUCGAUUCAGAUCAUCCACAACACAAGGCAACGAAAAACAACACAAACUCUCUCUACCAAAUCCAUAGUAACCCACGUCAAAUCUUCACGAAUCACACCGACCCAUUUCCUAUUCACAUCCCAAAUCGUAAAGCACCAUUUUUUAUCCAUCUUCACCGAUCGCUCUAGCUACCCACAGGUUAAUGCAGGUGAUGAUUGUGAGGAAAUGGACGUAAAUUUUGGUGGUGCACGCGUAGCAUGCAGGGGGUGAAGGUAGAUACGUGGUGAAAGAACUAGAAGUGAGGGUUAGCGAUGUCGAAUCAGGUGGUGAGAGUGAGAAGGGACACGAUUGCAGCAUGCAUGACUUGCCCACUCUGCAACAAGUUGUUCAGAGAAGCUACCACCAUAUCCGAAUGUCUUCACACGUUUUGCAGGAAGUGCAUUUAUGAUAAAAUUACAGAUGAGGAAUUAGAAUCCUGUCCAAUAUGCAACAUUGAUUUGGGUUGUGUUCCGCUCGAGAAAUUGAGGCCAGACCACAGUUUGCAAGAUGUAAGGGCCAAAGUUUUCCCUCUAAAGGGAAGAAAGGUGAAGGCACCUGAAGUUGUCACCUCAGUACCAUUGCCAGCUAGAAGAAAGGAGAGAUCUCUUUCAUCUUUGGUAGUCAGCACUCCAAGGGUAUCUUCACAGGCAACCAUGACAGGAAGAAGAACAAAACCUACAAGAAAGGCUAGUGGUCUGCGGACCACUACUUUUUCCAUUGAAAAGCCCAUUAAAAAAGAGGAAGAAUUGCUGGAAGAUCAUCCUGAGAGUUCGAGCUCACCUGAUACUUCAAAUAAGUUUGCUCAGAAUUCUGGACAGAGUUUGUCCCCUCAUGAGGGUAGUCAAUCUGCACCCAAUAAAGGAUCAGAGAAUGGUGCUGAACCAGGGGAUGCAAAACUGGAUCUUUGGAAACCAUUGAAUUGUUUAGUAGAGGUUGCAAGUAGGAGUAAAUCUUUUAAGUCUAAUGUGCAAGGUUCUGAUGCCAAACUGGAAACCAUUCAAGUCAAUGAGAGUGACUCUCAAGUGCAGAAACCCAAAAUUAAGGAAAAUAAACGCAAGGCAAAAAUUGAGGAUGAAAAGAUUGGCCCUUAUCCUGUCUCUUCAGAUACAGCAAAACCCAAUAAAUUGCGCAGAAUACGCAAAAAAAAGGAGCCUGCUUUUGGAGAAUCUGGCAUAUCACCCCAAGCUGUGCUCGAUUCUACCAGCAAUAGAAUCUUAAGGACUAGUCCGAUUUGGUUCUCCUUGGUAGCUUCUGAAAACCAGGAAGGAGAUGCACCCUUGCCCCAAAUUCCAGCAAGUUAUGUGAGAAUAAAGGAUGGUAGCGUGCCUGUCUCAUUUAUCCAAAAAUACCUAAUGAAGAAACUAGAUUUGACCAGUGAAACAGAGGCCCAAGUUAAUGUUGUCUGCUGUAUCAAAACAUUCACAAUUGGAUUGUCCUGAAAGCAUUCUGCUUGUCAUGCUUGCAUUAUUCAAAGAUAAAAAGCAAGCCCCUUUUAUGGCAACUUCAACUGCACCACACUUCUACAUAGUACAUGUGUGUUUGGAUUCACGUUAAAACUUUGUAAACAUGGAUCUAACAGAAAAGUUUCAAAUAGAAAUGUCAAAGUAAACAUGGAUUCAUAACUAUUGAAAUGUGAAUCCAAACAAGCACAGAUCUUGAAGUUGAAUAACCUCACCCUUUUCAUGAUUUUUUUUUUUCUGUGUAGACGAGGGAUGGUAUCAUUUUUUUCUCUCUCUCUGGGUUCUACUGCCAGUUUACACAUUUCCUCACUCUUAAUUGAUUUUUCAGGUUGAGAUUAAAUGUAUGGGACAACCAGUGCUCCCUACACUGCGGUUACAUAAUUUGGUUGAGUUGUGGCUGGAAACGGCAUCCACAUCACAGCGAAUCCCAGCAACUAUUGGGUCCUCAGCAAAGGAUUUUGUGAUGGUCCUGGCUUAUGCUCGCAAGGUUCCACACCCUUGAUCAUGGUUCCCCAUUCAUGCUUUUAAUGCACCUUGAAAAUCUUCAUCAUAGCAUAGUCACUCACCCAUCUCCAUGUUGUGCUUAACAUGCGUUCUUGUGUCACCAAGCUGCCCAAAGCAACAUAAUCUUGGAGCAUAAGAUAGGCCAAAUAAAUUAUAAAGAAAUUUCAUCUCCAUAAAUCAUACCCUUCUGUCAUUAGUGUAGAGAAUCCUGAUCUGGUAGUCAUUGUAAUGUUCAUUACACCCUGAUUUUUCAAGACCAUUUUUCUCUUUCUUUUUUUAAAAUUUGCUUAUUCCAAUAAUUUGGAGUGCACAUGUGACUUAGUUAUAAGAAGCUUAAGGCCACCUUGCCUGUUUAGAAGAGAUAAUUUGUUGAGAAUUUGACAUUUUAAUGAAGAGGAUUUUUUUUUU
This is a messenger RNA of Abrus precatorius (Indian licorice), 2441 nucleotides long. Its product is annotated as E3 ubiquitin protein ligase DRIP2. Bases 342 to 1508 code for a protein of 388 amino acids. NCBI's taxonomy places the organism in Eukaryota, Viridiplantae, Streptophyta, Magnoliopsida, Fabales, Fabaceae. The transcript is spliced from 8 exons. The record is from RefSeq and is a predicted model, not a curated record. Gene Ontology annotation, molecular function: ubiquitin-protein transferase activity.